This is a messenger RNA of Rhizoctonia solani, 714 nucleotides long. RefSeq names its product Mitochondrial ribosomal subunit protein. The transcript has 3 exons. Lineage: Eukaryota; Fungi; Basidiomycota; Agaricomycetes; Cantharellales; Ceratobasidiaceae. Bases 1 to 714 code for a protein of 237 amino acids. Gene Ontology annotation, biological process: mitochondrial translation. The record is from RefSeq and is a predicted model, not a curated record. Gene Ontology annotation, molecular function: structural constituent of ribosome. Gene Ontology annotation, cellular component: mitochondrial small ribosomal subunit.
AUGUCUCUUACACCGCUUGGUCGACGUUUCUUUAGCACCUCACCUCCUGCAUUUGCAGCAGCAAGACGAACCGUCAAAAAUAAAUGGGAUGUUGCCAAAAUAGGGCCAGAUGUUGGAAAUGACCCGACAAGUAUGGGCCAUCGACUGAUACGGGAGAGGCGAGAGCUGUUACACUAUCUCCGAUUAAUCGAAUACGACAUCCCCCGACUGUCAAAAUUUAAUAAACCUUUCCAACCACCAUCGAAUUCCCCUCUCUCCAUCCGAACAUUCACGUACGGUGGGGAGCCUCAUGCUGCUGAACACAAGGCCAUUGUCGUUGUCCCGGUCUCUCAGCUUGGUCUCAAGACCCCUCAGGCGAUCCAUAAAUUCAAACUUCUUGCUGGGGUCAGAUGGUCAGAAACAGCACCUCGGGACGCAGGUUUCUCCGUCGGGGAAGUGGGGAACUCAUCUUUCGCUGAGCACGGGUAUGUCAAGAUCUCGAGCGAACACUUCCCAGAAGUUCGCAUGAAUGUUAAAUGGUGCUCCGACACUCUUGAUGAGAUGAUUAAACAAGCAAACGAUUCUUCAACAGACUCGUUCGCCGAUCUUCCACUUGAUAAGAGGCACAUAAUUUCCCAGCAAACAAAGCGGAGGCAAGGGGGUCACUCUUUCGGCCAGACAAAGCGUGCAACAAUUCGGGAUUUCCCUCAAGAAUGGCUGCAUACUACUUCAUAA